Messenger RNA from Colletotrichum scovillei, 1479 nucleotides. RefSeq lists its product as uncharacterized. The transcript is spliced from 3 exons. Bases 1 to 1479 code for a protein of 492 amino acids. NCBI's taxonomy places the organism in Eukaryota, Fungi, Ascomycota, Sordariomycetes, Glomerellales, Glomerellaceae. Gene Ontology annotation, molecular function: monooxygenase activity; oxidoreductase activity, acting on paired donors, with incorporation or reduction of molecular oxygen; iron ion binding. The record is from RefSeq and is a predicted model, not a curated record.
AUGCCCAAUCUUAUCAUUUUUCAGAUCUUUUCUCGGUAUAUCGGCCUAUUUGCCUUAGUCUUGACGAUUCCCGGUCUCGCUUUCGUACUAUGGCGAGUGGCAAAAUACCGGCAUAUUCCAGGCCCCUGGCCAUGCCGAAUUUCCCAUCACUAUAUUGCAAUGUUCGAAUUGAUUCGUCAAAGGCCUCAGGCAAUCGCAAAAUGGCAUCGGACGUAUGGCCCUUUCGUGCUUAUUGCACCCGGAGAGGUGUCAAUCUCCGACGUUACGGCUAUGCGAGACCUUUACAGCAGUUCUAAGAGGAACCCUAAGAGCGAUUAUUUUGACCACUUCAUUUAUCACGGAGAGCGGUCAAUAUUUGCCGAAAAGCCUUACGAAGAGCACAAGGCGAAGAGAGGAUUGUCUUCGGCGUUCUACCAGGCAACUUCCAUCUACAAGUCAGAGAUACAACAGCCUCUCCGGCAAAAGGCGCUUGGAGUCCGAGAGACACUUGAGAGACAUUCCAAGCUGGAGCAAAUCAUCGAUGUAUUCCCCGUCAUCAACCACUACGCAUGGGACAACAUCACCGCGUUGGUUUACGGACCAAGGCACUGCUCUCAUGCUGUUCAAGGAGACUACACAGAUCGCGACAUUCUUGCCAGGCUCAAGAACACCGAAAUGUGGAACUCCCUCAAGUUCAACCUACCUUUCGCCCACAACAUAAUGGAAAAGGCCGUUUCCAUGUACACUGGCUCGUCCAAAUUCCUAUCGGCGGAGCGAGACCUCGAUGUUUGGGCCAUGCAGCGUCUGGCUUACUCACUUUCUGAUCCCAAGUCAUCGUCUGAUUGGUCGCUCAUCCGCCUCAUUCAAGAUCUCCGACUUGCUGGUCGUGAUAUCUCUGAUGAUUACGUGGCAUGCGAGGUGAUUGAUAACCUCCACGCGGCUCAGGCUACCGUCACUGUUGCUUUGACGUAUGUGGUCUACCACCUGAGCCGGAACCCUGACUGGCAGGCCAAGGUUCGAGCUGAGAUUGAGGCGCUACCGCGGGAAGAUGACGGUCUCCCGGUCUGGCAGUUGCUCGACAAAGCCCCUAUUCUAGAAGCGUGCAUAAGAGAGUCAUAUCGGAUCAAUCCAGUUUCUAGUGGGCGAGCCGAGCGCAUAUUGGCCAAGGGCACCCGAUACGGCGAUGUUUACAUUCCCCCAUACACCGUUGCAUCCGCUUCGACCAUUGCGUUGCACCUGGACCCGUCAGUCUUUCCCGAGCCGCUGGAAUUCAACCCAAGGCGGUGGUUAGACGUCCAGCCUGAAGGCUUGUUAAGACUGGAGCGGUCUUUCAUCCCGUUCGGGUAUGGUGUGAAGAUGUUGAUAUCUGCUGUUCUUCUCACGUUCGAGACUACAUUGGACGAACCAAGUCGUAUCAUGGAACAAUGGGGAACACAGGAUGCUUUGCCGAAGGGGCUCAACUGUAAACUCCGUUUCCGGAAGAGACAAGAUGUUUCAUGA